CCACUUCUCGCGAUGUUAGAGAGAGGACGUGCUUCCGGGUGAGGCACACAGAUCACCGCGUGGAACACAUUCCUGUUGGAACUGCGACUAGCGAAGGCUUUCUAGGAGAUAAGUUUGUUUCGGGUUUAAACUUGGUGAAAAAGCGUCAGAGAUGCUUGUUUUAUUUGAAACCGCUGCUGGUUAUGCAAUAUUUAAAGUCCUCGAUGAGUCAAAGCUCCAAGAGGUGGACAGUUUAUGGAAGGAGUUCGAAACUCCGGAGAAGGCCAACAAAGUAGUGAAGUUGAAGCACUUUGAGAAAUUCCAGGACACAACAGAGGCCUUGGCAGAGUUGUCCCGGAUAACUAAGCGCUGUUAUUGUGAAGUGGAAACGUCUAGGAGCAACUUUGUCCCACAGCUGAAGUUCAGCCCUGACAAAGUGGAUACCAUGAUCGUUCAAGCUAUCUCUCUGCUGGAUGACCUGGACAAGGAGCUCAACAACUACAUCAUGCGCUGUAGGGAGUGGUACGGCUGGCACUUCCCUGAGGUGGGGAAGAUCAUCACUGACAACCUGGCCUACUGCAAGAGUGUCCGGAAGAUAGGCGCUCGUACCAACGUGGCAACCACCGACCUGUCUGAGCAUCUCCCCGAGGAGGUGGAGGCAGAGGUCAAACUGGCUGCAGAGAUCUCCAUGGGAACGGAGGUGUCAGAGGAGGACAUCGGCAACAUCAUGCACCUGUGUGACCAGGUGAUAGAGAUUACAGAGUACCGCACCCAACUGUACGACUAUCUGAAGAACAGGAUGAUGGCUAUCGCUCCCAACCUGACUGUCAUGGUGGGGGAACUGGUAGGGGCACGGCUCAUCUCACACGCUGGGUCCCUGUUGAACCUGGCCAAGCACCCGGCCUCCACAGUCCAGAUCCUGGGAGCAGAGAAGGCCCUGUUCAGAGCCCUGAAGACGCGCAGAGACACGCCCAAAUAUGGUCUCAUCUACCACGCCUCUCUGGUGGGACAGACCUCGGCCAAGAACAAGGGCAAGAUCUCCAGGAUGCUGGCAGCCAAAGCAUCUCUGGCGAUCCGCUACGAUGCCCUGGGAGAGGACACAAACGCUGAGAUGGGAGUUGAGAACCGUGCCAAGCUGGAGGCCAGACUACGCCACCUAGAGGAGAAGGGAAUCAGAAGAAUCAGUGGAACAGGCAAAGCCAUGGCGAAGUCUGACAAAUACCAACACAAGAGAACCAGAGGCUUCAACGGCAGCAGAAGAAACUCCCAAGAAGAAGAAAAAGAAGUCCAAGAAAGCCGAGGAGGAGGCGAUGGACGUAAAGGAAGAGGAGGCGACCGUCUCUCCCACAGAGGAAUCGUCAAAGAAGAAGAAAAAGAAGAAAAAGGUCAAGGAGGAAGAGGGAGAUUAAUCUGGUUGGGGAGAAACUGUAUUAUAUUAGGACUUUUAGUUGUCGUUGUAUCUACCAGGACCAGACUGACUCGUAUCAGCCUGACCGUUUAAAGACUAGAGAACUGGAGACGGAGGUUAUUUCAGAAUGACCAGCAGCUGAUCUGUUAUGAGACUUGAUGAUGGUGUAUAAAUCCUCCUGUGGAUUUGAGUUUAAGAUGAACCUUUAGUUUACUGUAACCUCUUAUUACUAAUCAACUAAAGACCCAAUAGACUGUCUACAAUAUCAAUGUCCAUGUUAAAACACUUCCUUCCUCCACUGGUUUAACGAUGUGCCUUUUUUAAAAUAUGUUUUUUUCCCUGCUGUUUCCCACAAGUCUUUGUCCACAAGUGAUUAAAUCCAUUUUCUCAGUC
This is a messenger RNA of Oncorhynchus tshawytscha (Chinook salmon), 1780 nucleotides long. Its product is annotated as nucleolar protein 58-like. Bases 152 to 1480 code for a protein of 442 amino acids. Gene Ontology annotation, cellular component: small-subunit processome; box C/D methylation guide snoRNP complex. NCBI's taxonomy places the organism in Eukaryota, Metazoa, Chordata, Actinopteri, Salmoniformes, Salmonidae. The record is from RefSeq and is a predicted model, not a curated record. The transcript has 11 exons. Gene Ontology annotation, molecular function: snoRNA binding.